Rosa chinensis is the source of this 1118-nucleotide messenger RNA. Its product is annotated as desiccation-related protein PCC13-62. Lineage: Eukaryota; Viridiplantae; Streptophyta; Magnoliopsida; Rosales; Rosaceae. The record is from RefSeq and is a predicted model, not a curated record. The transcript is spliced from 3 exons. Bases 4 to 936 code for a protein of 310 amino acids.
UCAAUGAGUACUAAUUCUAAUGCCUUUGUUUUUCCUCUUGCUUUCUGUUUAGUUGGGAUAUCUCAGCUGCUGCUUUGCCCAGGUGAUGCUCCCAACUGUGAUCCCAAUUUGAUUGAAGCCAGUGAUAGGGACAGGCUCCAAUUUGCUUUGAACUUGGAAUUCUUGGAGACCGAGUUUUUCUUGUAUGCUGCUCUUGGCAAAGGUCUAGAUGCUAUCAGUCCAAAUUUAACCCUAGGCGGCCCCCCUCCGAUUGGUGCUCAGAAGGCGAAUCUCGACCCUCUUGUUCGUCGUAUCAUCGAGGAAUUCGGUUAUCAAGAAGUUGGUCAUAUCAGAUCAAUUAUUAGAAAAGAAGGAGGGUUUCCCAGGCCUUUGUUAGAUCUCAGCCGUCAGAAUUUCGCAAAACUAAUGGAUCGAGCAGUGGGUUUCACUCUGAACCCGCCAUUCGAUCCAUAUGCAAACUCACUUAAUUAUCUCUUGGCAACCUACACCAUCCCUUAUGUGGGAUUAGUAGGUUAUGUUGGCACAAUUCCAUACCUUAAAAACAUGACAUCUUGCAGAUUGGCUGCAUCACUUUUGGGGGUUGAGAGUGGACAAGAUUCGGUCACACGUACAUGUCUCUAUCAGAGAGCCUUUGAGAAGGUGCAGCCCUAUAACAUCACAGUGGCUGAUUUUACAAACCGUAUUUCUAUGCUUAGGAACGAUCUUGCAAUGUGUGGGAUCAAAGAUGAAGGCAUCAUAGUGCCGGAGAAGCUUGGGGCGGAGAAUCGGACGUCCAGUAACAUCAUAUCAGCCGAUCCUAACUCGCUUUCGUAUGCAAGGACACCGCCGGAGAUAUUGAGGAUUGUAUAUGCAAGUGGCAAUGAAUCACUGCCGGGCGGAUUUUACCCUAAAGGUGCAAAUGGGAAUAUUGCAAGGCGCUUCUUGAAGAUUAAUUAACGCUCUCUGCCUCUCUAAUCAAUACAAGAUUUAACACAAUCCACUUUGUUAGCCAAACUGCCAAAGUGAGUAUGAAAUUACUCAAAUACCCUCAUGUACACUAUAGGUCAUAUUAAAUUUGCGUUUAAUGAAUAAGGGAUGUCAAUAUAAUUAGCAAAAGAGUCCAUAAGUGCAUCCAGCAA